Podarcis lilfordi (Lilford's wall lizard) is the source of this 7983-nucleotide messenger RNA. The record is from the annotation of a GenBank genome assembly. Lineage: Eukaryota; Metazoa; Chordata; Lepidosauria; Squamata; Lacertidae.
AGCUGGUGCAACCUGGGCAGGGCGAUCCGGGUUGGGGGUUUUUUUGGAGAGGGAGGAGGGUCUUGGGUAAGUGGCAAGGGCGCACUUUGCGCGCGCGCAGAGGCUGGGGAAUCCCUGCCUGGAAGGGGAGGGUGGAAGGAGGGAGAGGCAGCCUGCCCUGGGUCUAAAUGCAAACACAGGCUUCUUCUGUGUUGCUUUUUGCAAAAAUGAUGGGCAAGGCAUUGGUUUUUGCGGGGCAGAGAGAAAGAGAUUUCUGCACGAUGCGGUUCUGCAUUAUGGUUGCUGAUGCUGAAGCUGCCUGAUCCGGAGUCAGUCCGGAGUUGGUUGCCCCUGCAGUCCCAAGGUCAUAGGAUCGUAGGGACCCAAGGAGUCAUUAUUCCAACCCUCCGGGGCAACACAAUAAUCGCAGCUGAAGCACCCCUGACCCAUGGCCACCCAGCAUCUUUUUUAAAGUCUCCAAUGAAGUGGAGUCCACCAUCUUCCGAGGGAGACUGUUCCAGGAGGUUCUUUCAAAUAUUUAGCCAGAACAUCUUCCCCCGCCCUCCUCCAGUGCAAUCAAUAACAGCAAGUCUCUGCAAAGGGGAAGGGACCAAGAGUGAGCAGGGAUAGCAAACCCAGGUGCCAAUUCAUUUAAAAAGUUACUUUUCGUAAUGAUCAGUUGGCCCAGUUCAGUGCCCGAUGGUGUUGGGCAGAGCCAAAGGACUCUUUUUCACAUCUUGGAUACAGUGGUAGCUCGGGUUAAGUACUUAAUUUGUUCUGGAGGUCCGUUCUUAACCUGAAACUGUUCUUAACCUGAAGCACCACUUUAGCUAAUGGGGCCUCUGACUGCUGCCGCACGAUUUCUGUUCUCAUCCUGAAGCAAAGUUCUUAACCUGAGGUACUAUUUCUGGGUUAGCAGAGUCUGUAACCUGAAGUGUCUGUAACCCAAGGUACCACUGUAUUUCCUGAUUUUAACACAGUUCUUUCGUUGUGUGUUUCAGCUGGGCGUUCGCUGCUGCCUAACCGGCUUCGGAGUCUGAUUUGACGCUGAGCGUCAGACGGAUGGUUAACGGAGGCUCUUAAUAGGCUUUGCCAGGCUGGACCACCGAGGGAGGAAGCCCUGGAGUUGAACCUCUGCCACCCACGGCCGGCAUCUGGGAGCUCCGGGAGAGAUAGGGAGAAAGGAGAUGGACGCAGGUCGAAGGAAGAACGAGCCAGAUGACGUGGUCCAGGCUGCGCUCAAGCAGUGGCCGCUCGCAGGCCUGAAAACGGAAGACCAAGACCAUGGUGGUGCUACAACAAGGGAGGAAUUCGUUGAAGGAGGGAGAGACCUUUGUGCUUUCCGGACUGGGAGGAUGGGGGACAUUGAAUCCAGGGUACCAGGAGAGAAGGUGAAGCAGGAGUCGGGCGCAGGGCUUCUUCAGCACUGGGAAUCCCAGUGGCAGGAGUUCUUGAAGAUGGUGGAGUCCCACCACACGCACUGGGAGAUCCCAGCAGAAGAGCCUACCCCUUGGGAGGAUGCCAAGGGCUUUCUGGCCUCCUUCGAGCAAGUGGCCAAAGCCUGUCGGUGGCCCCAGGAGGAGUGGGCGGCCCGGCUCCUGCCAGCACUCAGUGGAGAAGCGGAGCAGGCCUUCGGCAGCUUGGAAGCUGGGGACAGAGAGGAUUAUGGGAAAGUGAAGGCGGCCAUCUUGCGCCGGGACGCCCUGGCCCGGGAGCAGUGGUGCCAACACUUCCGGCAUUUCUGCUACCAGGAGGCCGAGGGGCCAAGAGGCGCCUACAGCCGCCUGCGAGACGUCUGCCACCGGUGGCUCAAAGUGAAGAGGAACAGCAAGGAGCAGAUCCUGGAGCUGCUGAUUCUGGAGCAGCUCCUGGCUGUCUUGCCGCCCGAGGUCCAGGGGUGGGUGAGGGAGGUUGGGCCCGAAACGUGCUCCCAGGCGGUGGCUCUGGCGGAGGAGUUCUUGCUGAGGCAGCGAGAGGCCGAGAGGCCGCAGAAACAGGUGAGGCUGCUGUGGCGGAGAGCUUUGAGGGCCAGAGCGACAAAAUGUGGGGUGAGGAAGGGGAACUGUUGCAAGGCAUCCUGGGACCAGCCCUGCCUGUAUCUCGAUGGUGUCCACAUAGCAACAUAGGGUGGUAUUUGACAAUGGUAUACUCAGAAAGCUCAGUGGAUUAGAGCGUGGUGCUGAUAACGCCAAGGUUGCAGGUUCGAUCCCUGCGUGUAUAUUUUUUACAAAUUUUUCAGUUUAUGAAAAAUAAAUAUUUUCAGUUUAUGAAGCAAUUCUGUAUCCUUCCACCACGCUGACGAAGAAUUCUACGAAACAGUAGUCAAUAUCCGGAAUCACUGUUCAGUGUUAGACCUCAUAUUUGCUGAAUACACAAAGCUUCACAGCUUGUCAUUCAUCGUACAAAGUCCAGUACCUCGCUUCAGUUAAAGAUUUCCAGAGACUUUGAGACUAAAGAUUUCAUUAUGUACUUGUUAUGGUUUGAAGGAAUUCUAUAAAGAUUGUCUAUUGCGUAUGUACAUGGUCAUCGUGUUGCCUAGACAUUGCUGACAUUCUCUUUGCAACACAGGGGUUUGUUUGGUUACUUCUUGUCGUUCCAGAUGCAGGCAGCCUUUGAGGAGGAUGGCUACGGUUUCUCUGAACCAGCGCAGGUUCUGACCGACACGGGGCAGAGGCAGCAGGAGAGGGGAGCGAAGGAGGAGGCCGGCUCUGGAGACGCAAGCUCACGAGGUAAGGAGGAUACCCAAUCUCAGGCUUGCAGUCGAAAAGGCGUGGCACAAAAGGAAAAGGGACUGGGGUGGGAGGAGGAGUAGAUGGGGGAUAGCAAACGCCAGACACUCUUUUUAAUUAGGGAAUCCUUGUCAUGAGCAGCUGAGAAGGAAAAUUUUCAAAGAGAGGAGGAGACAAAUGUUUCUGUUCUUCCAGCAGAAGAAUGGAAAGUCCUUUCUCCCUGUCUCCCACACCUGUAGUCAAUGGAAUAGACCAUGAAAUAACAACAACAACAACUUUUAUUUAUACCCCGCCCUCCCCCGGAGAGUUACAUCCCCCCCCCCCGGUCACCCUCUUUGGUUGUCACUUUUUUUCAACGAUCACUAUGAUUUACAUUUUUUAUUUGUAUGCUGCUUUCCCAUUUAAAACAAAAAAACACUCAAAAUGUCUUGUGAAAGAACAACAAAAAUGUGAAUCAAUACACCAUUAACCAUAACAAUCAAAUGGGGGGAAUUGUUUCGAAACAUAGCAGUCCAACAUAGAAUUUGCUUUAUUUGUUUAUUUAUAAUUAAUUUCAAUCAGCAAAAUUUAUAUUCCGCUUAAUUGUCGUGAAACCUCUAAGCGGCUUACAAGGAACAUUAGAAGCAUCAAUAAACAUCAAUGGAUAAUGUUUACUGAAUAUUUUAAGAACCAGUAUAGACAAAGACAUAGCUUAGCAGGUUUUGAGUAAAUCCAGUAGAGUUGAAAUAGAUGUGGAUUAGGCGGAAUAGUGAGGGACGCGGGUGGCGCUAUGGGUAAAACCUCAGUGCCUAGGACUUGCUGAUUGUAUGGUCAGCGGUUCGAAUCCCCGCGGCGGGGUGAGCUCCCGUCGUUGGGUCCCAGCUCCUGCCCACCUAGCAGUUUGAAAGCACUCUUAAGUGCAAGUAGAUAAAUAGGUACCGCUUUAUAGCGGGGAGGUAAAUGGCAUUUCCGUGUGCUGCGCUGGUGCUGGCUCGCCAGAAGCAGCUUCGUCACGCUGGCCACGUGACCCGGAAGUGUCUUUGGACGGCGCCGGCUCACGGCCUAUAGAGCGAGAUGAGCACGCAACCCUAGAGUCGGACACGACUGGCCCAUACGGGCAGGGGUACCUUUACCUUUACCUUUUAGGCGGAAUAGUAGAAAAGCAAAGGAACCAGGAACCAGGGGUAGAAGGGGAGUCAUAUGGUAUAUAUAUAUAUAUCGUACUUUUCCAUGUAUAAGACUAGGUUUUUUACUAAAAAAAAAGUUUAAAAGGGGGGGUCAACCCAGCCGCAUGGGCAGGGUAUAAAUAAUAAAAUGCUUAUGAUUCUUAUUAAUCACAUCAACAUUCUUUUAACAAUUUCAACAGAUUACAUGCAAGUGGGUGAGUGCGACGGGCAAAACCGUCCCCAGGAAAGCCGUGACAACGUGGAACCAUCCAUCACGGAAAGCGUCGCCCGGGUUUGCAAAGAGGGCAAAACCUCGGAGGGUCAGGGCGAACCAAAGAGGCCACAGGCGAGCUGGCCGGGGAAUCGGGUGGGGGAAUCUGUUCCCUGCGGGACGAGCGAGAUCUCUCUUGAUCAAACCCCACUGCGGCGGCAGCCUCAAGGCUCAGACGGCGGAUCUGGCGAAAGCUUCGAUUCGGAGUUCGUGAAGUACGAAGCGGUUGAAAUCCAGGAAUCGGCCUACCCAUGCGAGGACGGGACGCAACUCAGUUGCAAGGAGGAUCUCAGGAGAAACAGCCCGCACUUCCGCGGGAAGCCGUACCAGUGCAGUUAUUGCGAAAAGGCCUUCAGCCGCCGGUCGCACCUGGUGACACACGAGAGGACCCACACGGGAGAGAAACCCUACGCCUGCUCCUUCUGCGGCAAGAGCUUCAUCCAGAGCUCCCACCUCAUCCUCCAUGAGAGGACCCACACCGGCGAGAAGCCCUAUCGGUGUUGCGCCUGCGGAAAGAGCUUCAGCAGCACCUCCAACCUCCUGGCCCACGGCAGGACCCACACGGGCGAGAAGCCCUACAAGUGCGCCGUCUGCGAGAAGGGCUUCAUCAGCAAGUCGCACCUGGUCCGCCACCGCAGGAACCACGCUGGGGACAGGCCACCCACAGAACAAUCCUGCUCCGGGAAAGCCUUCUGCUUGGCCUAGUUUCUUACGAGACCAAGAAAGGGAGACUACUUCAGAGUAAAGCCAUAGCAGAAAGCCCACCUUCUUUUUACAAAGAAGGUGUGGGGCGUGGCAGAGAGAGACAUUUUUAUUUUGGUCCAGAUUUGGCUGCUUCGGAAGGUGUUCCAGGCCUGGAAAAAAAUGUAAUACAAGAAAAAAGCACACCAAGAACUCAGGCCAAUGUAAGUUUCAACAGUGGGAGUGGUCCCUACUCACAAAUCAAUAGUCAAUAGCAACAAAAACUAACCCAAGGAUUAGUUUCUGACAAGGAUUACAAACUCAAAUAGAGAUUACAAACUCCAACAGAGAUUACAAACUUAAACCCAUAAAAAUAUGUAUAACACAAUAAUUCAUUACAGAAUUAGAAAUAAGAGUUUAUGAGUAGAAAUAAAUUCAUGUUCGUCCAAAUUCGUCAUGGAGGUCCCAGCCUCAAUCAUUGAGCUGAAGUCAGAAGUCAAUUAUGGAUUAGAGACCAGGACAGGGCUGUUGGAGUUUGUAAUCUCUAUUUGAGUUUGUAAUCCUUGUCAGAAUACAUACUUUUGAAUGGAUUAGUUUUUGUAGCUAUUGACUAUUGAUUUGCGAGUAGGGACCACUCCCACUGUUGAAACUUACAUUGGCCUGAGUUCUUGGUGUGCUUUUUUCUUGGUAUAUUUAAUAACUGGAAAAUAUUGUAGCCCGGGAGCGGCAAAACCUGUGGCUGUCCAAUUCCUCUUAUCAUUCCUGAUGAGAAUAAUUUUAUUACUUAUAUGCCGCCCAUCUCACUGGGUUUCCCCAGGCACUCUGAGCAGCUUCCGGGGAAAUAUAAAAACACAAUCAAACAUCAAAUGUUAAAAACUUCCCAAUACUGGGCUGCUUUCAGAUGUCUACGUAAGGUCAUAUAAUAUUGUUUAUCUCCUUGACAUCUGGUGGGGGGGGGGGUUCCACGGGGCGGGUGCCACCACUGAGAAGGCCCUGUGCCUGGUUCUCUGUAACCUCCCUUCUCGCAGGGAGGGAACCAGCAAAAGGCCCUCAGAGCUGGACCUCAGCUGAAUGAUGGAAGUGGAGACAGGAUCGCAAGCAAUAUUAACUGUAGUAUGCAAUUUCUUUAAAGAAAUUGUAUACUACAAUUUAUAUUGUUUGCGAUCCUGUCUCCUGGCAUUGAUUAUUGAUGAACUGGGGGGUGGGGAGCAGGUGGCGCUGUGGUCUAAACCACCAAGCCUCUUAGGCUUGCCGAUCGGAAGGCUGGUGGUUCGAAUCCCUGCAACGGGGUGAGCUCCCGUUGCUCUGUCCCAGCUCCUGCCAACCUAGCAGCUCGAAAGCACGCCAGUGCAAGUAGAUAAAUAGGUACCGCUCUGGCGGGAAGGUAAAUGGCGUUUCCGUGUGCUCUGACACUCGUCACAGUGUCCCGUUGUGCCAGAAGCAGUUUAGUCAUUCUGGCCACAUGACUGGAAAAGCCAUUGGCGGACAAACGCCGGCUCCCUCAGCCUGAAAGUGAGAUGAGUGCCGCAACCCCAUAGUCUAAUUUGACUGGACUUAACUGUCCAGGGGUCCUUUACCUUUUACCUUUAUUGGUGAACCUACCGGUUAGAAAUGCCUGUCCUUCUGGGAGCUGGACUUGAAGGGAGAACUUGAGGAAAUGCAUAGAUCCUGGAUCAUUACUUGACGUGAAAAUUGUUGGAUCAUUCUGUUCAAAGUGUGUGUAUGUGUUUCUGUGUUUGUAGAGACAGAGGCAAAAAUCCUUUGGAUCAUUCGUUUGAUGAAAUAAAUUUCAAACCAUUGCUUUACUUCCGUUGCACAGCAUCCAACCAUGUCUUGUUAGGUUUUAGGUAAAGGUAAAGGUACCCCUGCCCGUAUGGGCCAGUCGUGUCCGACUCUAGGGUUGUGCACCUAUCUCACUUAAGAGGCCGGGGGCCAGCGCUGUCCAGAGACACUUCCGGGUCACGUGGCCAGCGUGACAAGCUGCAUCUGGCGAGCCAGCGCAGCACACGGAAACGCCGUUUACCUUCCUGCUAGUAAGCGGUCCCUAUUUGUCUACUUGCACCCGGGGGUGCUUUCGAAUUGCUAGGUUGGCAGGCGCUGGGACUGAGCAACGGGAGCGCAUCCCGCCGCGGGGAUUCGAACCGCCGACCUGAUGAUCGGCAAGUCCUAGGUGCUGAGGUUUUACCCACAGCGCCACCCGCGUCCCUUGUUAGGUUUUACCUGCCUUAAAUGUUAGCGACAUUCGCACUCUGCACUAGCCGGGACUCUGUAGGCCUAAUAAUAAUAAUAAUAAUAAUAAUAAUAAUAAUAAUAAAUUUAUUAUUUAUACCCUGCCCAUCUGGCUUGGUUUCCCAGCCACUCUGGGCAGCUCACAGCACGUAAAACAUUAGACUUUAACAAUUUUCCAAUACAGGGUUGUCUUCAGAUGUCUUCCAAAAGUCAGAUAGUUGUAUGUAGCUGUUGUAUGUCUGUAAAGAAGUUCCCUUUAAUAAUAAACACAACGGAGUAUGAGUCUUUCUGCUUGGACCUAACACAUGUACCAAAAUGCCAUCUUUGAAAGUCUUCACCUUCACAGGUGGGGAACCUGUUCAAGACCAGUUCUCAAGUUCUUUCUAUAAUAUUCCAACACGCACUCUUUGUCAGCCUUGCUCCAUCAUCUCCUCAAGUGCUUUUUCCUGGCCUUUAGAUGUCCUUAGUUGCUUGGGGUGGAUAAAGAGGGCUUUGGGUGGGUGCAAACCCAUGACUCUAUAGUCCCCUGCUGGGACGUGGCCCUCAGAAAGUUCUCCACAAGAGAAUGCGGCCCUGGUCUUAAUCCUUACGAUGGGCAGCAGUUCCCUGAUGAAAGCUCUACGGUUGCUAAAAACACCAGCGGUUGGUGGUGUUCCCCCAUAGUAAAAAACCCCCCAGAAUUUCCGCAUAAUUUUUACAUAAACAUACAAAUGGUCAAUAAUAAAGUCUAGGAACUUUAAGGUUUGCCACACUUCUGGAACAUGGAAAAAACAAAACAACGCUCCAAGUGGAAUUUAACAAUCGCUACGCUAAUUAAAUAAAGGGACGCGGGUGGCGCUGUGGGUAAAACCUCAGUGCCUAGGGCUUGCCGAUCGCAUGGUCGGCGGUUCGAAUCCCCGCGGCGGGGUGAGCUCCCGUCUUUCGGUCCCAGCUCCUGCCCACCUAGCAG